AUGAGUUCGCCAACGAUCGCGCUCAACAAUGGCAAGAAGAUGCCUCUUGUGGGCUUCGGUCUCUGGAAGGUGAACAACGACACCUGUGCCGACCAAGUGUACAACGCCAUCAAGACUGGAUACCGCCUGUUCGACGGUGCCUGCGACUACGGCAACGAGCAGGAGGCUGGCGAAGGUGUAGCACGUGCCAUCAAGGAUGGUCUCGUCAAGCGCGAGGACCUCUUCAUCGUCUCGAAGCUCUGGAACUCUUUCCACGACAAGGAGCGCGUCAAGCCCAUCGCCAAGAAGCAACUUGCGGACUGGGGUGUUGACUACUUCGACCUCUUCAUCAUCCACUUCCCAAUCGCUCUGAAGUAUGUCGACCCAUCGGUCCGCUAUCCACCAGGCUUCAAGGAUGAGAACAACAAGCUCUCCCUCAGCAAGGCACCAUUGGAGGAGACCUACCACGCCAUGGAGGAGCUGUACGAGGAGGGCCUGAUCAAGUCGAUUGGUAUCUCGAACUACAACGGCGCUCUGGUGCUCGACGUGGAGCGCUAUGCCAAGAUCCUGCCACAGACCCUCCAGAUCGAGCACCACCCAUAUCUCGUGCAGAACGAUCUCCUCGAACUGUGCAAGAGCCGCAAUAUUGUCGUCACCGCAUACUCGUCUUUUGGCCCACAGUCCUUCCUCGAGCUGAACAUGCAAAAGGCGCAAGAUACCCCACUUCUCUUCGACCACAGCACCGUCAAGACCAUCGCCGACAAGCACAGCAAGACCCCGGCUCAGGUUCUCCUUCGGUGGGCGACUCAGCGUGGUAUUGCGGUCAUCCCCAAGAGCAACAACCAGGGACGUCUCGCGCAGAAUCUGGACGUGUGCAGCUUCGACUUGGCCGAUUCGGAGAUCAAGCAGAUCAGUGAUCUAGAUCAGAACCUGCGGUUCAAUAACCCACUGAAUUAUGGCGUCGACGUGCCAAUCUUCGCAUAG
This is a messenger RNA of Zasmidium cellare ATCC 36951, 963 nucleotides long. RefSeq lists its product as uncharacterized. Bases 1 to 963 code for a protein of 320 amino acids. NCBI's taxonomy places the organism in Eukaryota, Fungi, Ascomycota, Dothideomycetes, Mycosphaerellales, Mycosphaerellaceae. Gene Ontology annotation, molecular function: D-xylose reductase (NADPH) activity. The record is from RefSeq and is a predicted model, not a curated record. Gene Ontology annotation, cellular component: cytosol. Gene Ontology annotation, biological process: D-xylose catabolic process. The transcript has 4 exons.